Messenger RNA from Penicilliopsis zonata CBS 506.65, 1736 nucleotides. RefSeq lists its product as hypothetical. The coding region runs from base 192 to 1334 and encodes 380 amino acids. NCBI's taxonomy places the organism in Eukaryota, Fungi, Ascomycota, Eurotiomycetes, Eurotiales, Aspergillaceae. The record is from RefSeq and is a predicted model, not a curated record. The transcript has 3 exons.
AGUCAGCCUUCCUUUCUGCUCAACCCCAGUCACUCUUUCACCCUACCUCGCGAAUAGAUUUCGCGAAACGACAUUCUUUGACACACACACACAGCGCUCGACUUCGGUCCUGUUCUUGACAAGAAAACUCACACAAAAAACCCCCUCGUAAAGAAGAAAAUCUAUCAAAUACGCAUUGAUUGUCGAGCACCAUGCAGUUCACCAGCAAGAUCUCCGUCGCCCUUCUGGCUGCUUUCGCGGCCGUCGGUCAGGCUGACCACAAUGCCCUGCAUCGUCGUCAGCAGGCCGAGAGCAGUGCCAACGCCGUCACCGUCAUCUCCUCCGUCCUGGUGGUCCCUACGCCUGUGCAGACUACUACCGCCGCCGACGCUGCUGCUACCUCCGAUGUUGCGGCUGCUACCUCUGACGUUGCGGCUGCUACCUCGGAAGUUGCCGCUUUCUCCUCGUCCUCGGCCGUCUCUGCCGCCUCUGCUGUCUCUUCGGCCGCUGCCGCCGUUUCGGCCGUUUCGGCCCCUGCGGCCUUCUCGUCUUCUUCGGCCGUCUCGUCCUUUUCCUCCUCCUCCUCUUCCUCUUCCGCCGUCGUUGUUCCUCCUUACCUCUCUUCUAACGCUGUCACCUCCUCCGUGGCGGUGCCUCUGAGCACUGGUGUUGCCGGUGCUACCGGUGCUGCCUCUGCUGGCUCUUCCAGCGCUGGCUCUUCUGGUUCGGACUCGGCCUCGGCCUCGACUGAGACCGUGGUGACUACCACCACCGAGGACGUCACCCUCACCUACACUAUUGGCGCUGGUACCUCGACCACCGUCGUGACCACCACCGUUCACAAGACCUCGACUCUGGUUGAGACCGUGACUGUCACCCCUGAGGCCGCUGGCUCCACAGAGACCUACACUCUCGUCGCCGUCGCCGCUACCACCGGCUCUUCCGCUGCCGCUGCCGCUACCACUGCUGCCGCUACCACUGGCUCUUCCGGCUCUUCCGGCUCCACUGGCUCUUCUAGCAGUGCUGCUGCUGGAAGUGCCGCUGCUUCGGCCGCUGGCUCUUGCGCCCCUGCCGAGACCGUCACCGUGACUGCUACCGUCACUGUGACCGCCGGUGCUGCUUCGGCUACCCCUGUUGUUGACGACGACUCCACCACCUCUACCUCCACCGUGAUCGUCAGUGCCGAGACUACCGCCGCCGCGGCCACCUCUGCUAGCUACAUCCCGACUGCUCUUCCCAGCGUCUCUUCCCGCCCCUACGGCAACGGCACCAAGCCCUGCAGACCCAAGUAUGCUUCUUCCUCGGGCUUCCUGACCAGCAAGCUUCCCCUGUCCACCGGAUAUCCCCUGCACUAAGCGGGAAUAAAAUCCUGGACACGAAGUUUCUGGCGCGGCCGAGUGUGACUACUGCAGAGUAUCUUUAAUCUUUCUUUUCGCGCGAUGCGUGCUGGCAUUGUACCUAUUUAGACGAGAUCUGGUGCUAACAGUGCUUUUUCUUCAUUCUCUUCUUCCAACAUUUUGUGAGACGGAAUCUUCCAGCCUCCGAUGUUGUUUCAUUCUAAUUGAAUCUGUAUGAUUCCUUUUUCCCCCCCUCCUCUUCAACCGAGCUUUGCUCUUGUCAUAUCUUGACCGAGGUUUAUCCUUGCAUUUUCAUCUCCGUAUGUCAGAUGGCCGUGACCAGACUUCGAGACGGGUGCGAGGGAGACACGAUUCAUUCCAUUCUACUGUACAGUUAUUAGACUUCUUUUGUUUAUUACA